Messenger RNA from Pocillopora meandrina, 7222 nucleotides. NCBI's taxonomy places the organism in Eukaryota, Metazoa, Cnidaria, Anthozoa, Scleractinia, Pocilloporidae. The record is from the annotation of a GenBank genome assembly.
CAACAUAUAACAAAAGCUGUGAUCCUUUUUGUAAUAUCAGUCGUUCUUAGAAGCUUUUUGCUGCUUCUCUCGAGUCUUUGAGUAUUUACUCAGCGUUGUGAGAUCACCACAACACGGUAUUCCGAUGAAGCGUUUAGUAAGAUAUCCACAAGCGAUAUUUUUGACGUAUAUUAUUGCCUUUGGUUUGUGUAUCGAUGUUGUUCGCUCCUGUAAUUGUGAUGUUGGUAAGUUUACUGCUGUUAGUUAUUUACCAUAGAAUACUUCUUGUCUUUUAGGAAUCAUGUUUUAUCACGACUUUCCUGGUAGUUCCGUGGCAGUUUAACAAUUCUUAGCUAGUUAAUUACGUUAUUCAACUCUAGUUUUUAACCUAGCAUAAUCUGAACUUAACGCAUUCAAACGCUUGAGUGAUGCUCGGGUGAACACACGAACUUUCAAGUACAUGUUAAAAUAAUAGUUUCUAGAUAUAUUCAUUAUCCACCGUUUAUUUCUGAUAAACACUAAACAUCUUUGUCCAUUCAAGUUUGUUCAUCCUAAUUUUUGUGAUAUUAAGUGAUAGAUUCGUCUAAAUGAUUUCAUUUCAAUGGCAUUUCGCGUUGUUAUGCGUUUGUGGUUAAUUGAAGGCACAUGCAUAUUUCUUCACGGACACUUACCACAAUGUUGUGCAAAACUGAAAUGUAAUGUAUAGUACACUGAUCACCAACCAGAACAUUUCUAAUUGUUUUUUUUUUCUGUCAUUUCACAUACCCCUGUGCCUAGCUUUGCUCUGUCACGUUAAUAAAAUAAAAAUAUUUUCUUGGUAUAUUCACGAAAACAUUAGAACAAAACCAAAUAACAAAUCGAAACCCUCUUUUCUUUGGUUUAUGUCACCUAACCGAAUAAGCUAAGAUACUAAACGAAGAGUAGGGUGAGCUUAGCUUUUUGAGACCAAAAAACAAAUAUAUCGAAAAAGAAAAAGACAACAAAACAAAACAAAACAAAAAAAAGCAAAAUAACAAAAUUUCGAGCAUAAAUUUCUAGAGCGUUCACAAGAGAGAGAGAAAGUUACUGAUACAACGAUUCUUCCCCUACAGCCAAGCUAAAGGAACUAGGAGUAGAGGAUGGCCAUAUCCCGGAUCAGGCCAUGACUGCAUCUUCUACUCUUGAUGCCAGUCAUGGGCCAGGUCGAGGCAGACUCAAUCAGGGCCCAACUGGUUCCCAGGGCACCGCCUGGUGCGCUCAGGAAUCAAACACUGAUCAGUAUUUACAGGUGGAUCUCGGUGAGUAAAAAUCUAAAGCGAACUAAAAGGAGCUGGGUCAGAGACAGAGUAUCUGCAAAAACUUGAGCAUCAGUUUGCUGCCAAUUUUUUUUUUUUUAUGUGAAAUAUGGCCUCCAUCCCUAAACAUCUCUGUUGGCUGAAAAGGGUCAGGAUAUUUAAAAGGAGGUAAUGCAGAUGGAUUUACUUUUGGUUCCACUUUCUUAAAUUUUUAAAGUUAUGUGAUCACAAACGAUACUUUAUACGCAUUAGCACCCUGGAGACAUGACGGAAGAUUACGAGGAGCAAAAUUUUUGAGAAUUAUCUGAUAACCGAGAGGCAGACAGAAAAAUUGAUCAAUCGAAGGACAAAGACUCUGCCUUGGAGUAAUUAUGGUCAUCCCCACCGCUAUGGCGAGCAUGGAGUCAAAUAUCUAGUUGUUCGAAGGCCGAUUAGUGCUAAACCAAGGUUGAAUUUUAAUCUGGGUUUCUUUAUUCCUUUAUUCAAAUGUCUUUUUGGAAUAAUGUCCUGUGUUCUUUUUAGAGCAUAAAAGAGUCAUGUUAUAGACAAAAAGAAUUCGGCUGAAUUUUCUUUUAAAGCUAUCAGAUCUGAAAUCAGAUUUCACACUAGCCCUGGGUUAUCCUAACCCAGCUUUGAGCAACCCGGCUCAGGUUUCUUAGUUUCUCUAUUCUAGAGCCUUUUUCAGAAGAUUUUUUUCCUUCCUUUUUAAAGCAUCCAGAAUUAAAACUGUAGACAAAGAGAACUUAACUGAAUUUUUUAAAGCUUUCAGAUCUGUAAUCAAAUUUCACACUAAGCCUGGGUUAUCCCAAACAAGCUCUGAACAACCCAGCCCUGAAUGUUUGUCUUUCCUCACAAACUUAUCGUAGUGUCUGUGUUAACUCUCAAGAUCUCUUUAGUAAUUGUCCUUUUUGUCUGCCAUACGAUUCUCAUUAUGUUAGUCUGGAGAAUUUGGUAUUGGAUCAGCUAAUAAUUAAUAGUUUACUUUAUUCUCAUUACUUGUAUUGAUAUUGUAAGGAGAAACUCUGUCUUGAUCACUUAUGGGAGUUUAAGGGUUAAUUUAAUUAUAAACUGAGAAAAGUACUGUGCUUCUGUUCAGCAGUAUGGAUCAGCUAAAGGAGUCACGUGACCUUCCCAAAACCGAAGAAUUUAUGUGUACCAAUGAAUAGAUUGAUUAUUGACGGCGUAAAUAAUGGAUGGUUUGAUAAAUUAAUAAACUAAUAAAUCCAUCUCCCGAUUGAUGGAUGGAUUGAGUAACAUUCAUAGAGCAUAAUCAUGAGGCUGAUUGGUUAGAAUUGCAAUAGGACUAAGUGGCGUCCAGUUCGAUCUGCAAUCACAAGAGUGAUAACAAACUCGGAUGACCGCGCGGCGACAUGACAACCUGUUACCAAUUAAUAGCAAAAUUACAACAAUGAAAUUGUAUUUUUGUUAUGAUUAAUACUAGGACAUCACCCUUUAUUUCAGCAUAUACGUCAAAAGUUACUCAUAUCGCGACCCAAGGAUUGAACGAUCCUUCUAAGGUUGUUAAUGGCCCUAACAUCACCAGCUGGGUUAAAGAAUAUACACUGCAGUAUAGCUCUGAUGGUGAAACUUACAACGGGUAUUAUUUCGAUAAAAAAUUAAAGGUAAGAGACACAUAAAUAAGAGAAUAUGUUUUUCUUCUGAUCAAGAGCGUGGGAAAAAAAUUUUUGAGAAAUCUGAGAAGAGGAAUCGAGCCUCAGACUUUCCGAUUCGACUCUCCGGUGUUUUACCGCUAAGUCACAAAGACUCUAUGGUGAAGAAAGCCAUUACGAAGUUCAUGUAUGGCACACGUUUUGCAUACCACUACGAUCAGUAAUGACGAUAGAGUCAUUUUUGAAAAUAAAAUAAGAAAGAUGCUAAAUUUUGGGCUCGGUGAAGAAAUAAAGAAAUAGAUAUUUUUUCACCACCAACGUCAAAUUUUAUCAUCAUUCCGGCUUUAUUCUAUUUACAAACAAGAAACGUUUGGAGGUUUAAUAAGAGCUUUGCCACAUAUUUCAAACUUUUACUCUCGAGAAAUAAGAACUCAAUAUUCUCCGAUAAAAUCCGAAGAGAUUUUCUUUACCACGAUAGUCAACGUUUUCCAUAUAGGUUUUGCUAAAUGAUUAAUCCAUUUGAUAGUCAAAUGAUUAGGAUAGCAUAUAAAAUUGGUUCUUUUUCUUGUUGGUACAGAUAUUUGAUGGGAACAAAGACGCCGGGUCUGUAUCCUGCUGUGAGCUUCCGUACCCUUUGGUUGUGAGAUAUGUUCGGUUCAAACCUGUGUCGUGGGAGAAAAAGAUAUGCUUGAGAGUCGGUGUCUUUGGCAAAGGGAACGUAACAGGUACAUACUUUUAAUUAUUGACUUUGUUGAUAUUAUAAUAGCUGCAAUCAUAAAUAAACUACGGAAGAGGAAGAGAAUGUGUAAUUUCUUUAGAAUUUUUGUAACUGGUUUUUUUUCAAAGUUCAUUUUGGAUGGAAUCCUUCAAUAUAUUUCCAACAUCUUGCUGGAAGUCUAACUGAAGAAAUUCAUUACUAAAGAAGUGAGAAGUUAAUUGCGAUCGAGGAGCCUUAUAUUUGAUUUCGCAGGAGCUAGGUAAAGUGACAACCACUGUGUGCGACUCAAAGAAGAUCUUGAACUGUCGAUCUUGGCUUACUAUUGGUGAUAGGACCGAGUGGAGUCUAAUUCGGUCUGUUGUUACACUUUCCAAUGACAAGCUUGACGCGCACACUGUCCUAUUGGUGCUCAAAUCGGGCUGGUGAUAACCAAUCGCCUUCGAGAAUUUUGUUAUAGAUUUGAUUACGAGUAAAAUCAUAUAAAGUAAUAAAGUUAUACAAGAAAAUACACGUCCGGAUAGAUUUGCGUAAAAUAUUGGCUAAUAGAACUUAUCUAUUUACUUUCCAGCGCACACCAUAAUCACAAAAAGUGAAAUUGCGAUUCGACACUAUUGGUGGUGUAAGUAGCCAUCAUAUUACUUAUGGCACGAGAGAGAACAGUUCAUUGUUUUUUUGUAACAAUGAGAUAACGAUGAGAAUUCUCAACUUUAAAUCAUUCUUUUUUUUCUCCUUUUUUUUCUAGGGCCUUUCCUCUGGGUUUUAAUAAUCAUGCUAUUUUUCCUUAUCUUCCUGGCUUGCUUUUUCUAUCGUCGAAUCCGGAAACAGUACGUAUUAUCAAUGCUUCCGAAUGCUUGAAGGAAUGUUUGACUGUUUAAUUUAUGGCUUUACCUACCUUACCUCAGUAACGGUUAAAACUGAGUUUAGAAUAGUUUUUAUAUAUCCUCUUCGAUUGAGGUCAGUAAAUGAUAUAAAAUUUUAGGUUAUAUUGCCAUUUUAUUAGAAAUUAUCUUUGUACUUAGUUUUGAUAGAUAUAUUUAUGUAAAUAUUUAAUUGCAUCAUUGUUAUGUAUAACUCAGCCGCGGGACUGCAAAGUCUUAUAAUAAAAUACCUAUCUAUACCUAUCAUCUUAAUUUCUUUCAUUAACACAGACCAGCUCUAAAACCAAGGCCAACUAGAACGGAAAAGAAUCCAUCUCUCUACACAAAUCCAUUUUCCCCACGGUCAAAGUCACAGAGAAACGGUACGUUGACCAUUGAAAUGGCAGACAUCAUGGAGACACAGGAGGAUGGCGCUUAUGAAGAGGCUGAGGACGAAGUACAAGAGGUAAGAGCCCACACAAAAGCAGAUGUACCUUGAGUAUUAGGACCCUUGCCGUUACUCGAGGAAAAAUUUGACCCAGGAGUGACUAGGCAGAUCAUAGCUGGCCAGACAUGGCUACACGUGGCUAAAGAGAUUCAUCAACCAAAAAAUUUUCUGGCAUUUUAUGUUUUCGAGAGCUUUUCAUGAUUCUUCGUACUUCCUCUGAUACGAAAUGCUAACAUCAACCGGAAAUCAGUGCUUUUUCCACCUGUCUUGUGUUCUCUCAAUUAUACUCUCAAUUAUACCUCGAGGAUCACCGUAGAAAUGAACUAAAUUGUAUGCUUCAUUAUUAAAGAAAUAAAGGAAAUGCCAUUCCAUGAUUUUUGCAGAAGGAUUUGUAUAUCAAACUUCUUGAAUGUUUUCAUGGGUUUUCAGGUUGUGGCCCACUUCACAGACGAUGGGUUUGACAACAAACAUGGCGUCACUCACUUUUCAGUGACUGACGAGGAUGAAGCGGAAUUACCGCCGAUCAUUCAAGACCAGGCGAAAAACGGACCAAGCCGAGGAGCCUCACUGACUUCUCAGAACCAGCCAAUCAGGGGGGCUUCAGUCAGUUCACAGAAUCGCCGCAACACCGCGCAAUCCCAACAUCUGUACGAAGCCAUUGAAUAGAAAAUGGGUCACCUGAUCUAAUGGAAAUUUUUCAUGCCACCUUACUAUAAUUCAGAGACCAUUUCAGCAUAAAAAGCGAUGCAAGAUGCUAAAAAUAACCAAUGAUAAAGAAAAAUAUCUGCAAGAGUUUUUUUAGAAUUUUAUCAAUCAGUCAAGUGAAUUGUUGUUGAAAUCAAAUCAGAAAAAAAGCUUUCUUACGUUGCUACGGUCGGGUCAGAUGUCAAAGUACGACCAUAAGGUAUCAAAAUGAACUGAUAUUUUCAACUUUCUAUGGAACCUCGCUAGAUAAUUAAAAUACGGCGUAUAAAGUCCUUUGAAAUUAUCAGGUCUCUAAUAGAGUGUAAAGCAUGCUUAGACAAUUUUAUUGCUUUUCUUUGAACUGACCUUGAGGAAAACCCUUCUAAAUGUUGUCGAAAUGCAGAAAAAACUUAAAAAAAACAUGAAGCCGAGUUCAUGGCUCGACCCGAAGGCAUUCGGGCUAAAAAUAAAAGUAUUUGAAAUUCCCACUGUAAAAUAGAUCCGUAAAAUUGUAGAGAAUUCUGAAGGAGAAAGAGAUUACAACUGGCCGGAGGAGGGGUAGAGGAGUUUUGAAUAUUCUCCAGACGACAACUAAUCGCCGCAAAGUUGUUAAUUUAUAGGAAUGCUACCAAGAGAGACUGUAAGUGAUCGGUGUUUAAGUAAAAUAAUGAGCUACGAGUCGCUGUGUGUUAGAAAUAGAAGAAGAAUAUGCUUGACAGUGAAUACGAUUUUAUCACGCCAAUCAAUUAUCUGAAAUAUAGCGUGAACUAUUGAGAGGGAGAGGUGCUACGUUCAUGGCUAGUUUGUCUUUAGGAGUCGCUCUCGAAAGCUUAUCAAGUAAUCCAGCAAAUAGCAUUUCUGAGUGUCCACAGCAUACUCCAGGACGUGCUCUGAAAGACACAGGUCUAGAGCACCAAUAUCAGAGCAUAUUCGUGAAGAGUUUGAGCUGCCACCGAAUGUCCACGUUUUGGGGCGUACUCUGUACAUUCCGUCGAUCAAACUAUAAUGGCUAGCUAAUUAAAACCACCUGUAUCUAAAACAGAUUAAAACGACGAUACGAAGCGUCCACGUUUUAAAGCCAAAUAUGAACGGGAAAUACAUCCAUGUAUGGUUCUAAAAGCUCAGAGCAACCUUUACCGAAGCGCAUUUUCAUAAAAGAAAGCGUUAAAACAAGCGUUAAAACGUUACUCCCGAUCAGUUCUCACUAGUAGUUUAUUUCAGAUGAAAGGAAGAAUUAUAAAAGAUGUGUUUAUUCAUUAGAGUUAUGAUAGUGCGGAUAAUUGCAAAAAAUCAUCAAUUGUGCGGUCAAGCUAUCAAGUGAAGAUGGCGGUAUUUCGACUGCUACAUUGGUACUAGUCGUUAGUCUUUAUCGGGAAGUACUAAAAUUAUACUUUACGUGCGACUUUAUCGGUGAAUGCCUGUAAAAAUACCAACAUACGUUUCAGUAAAUGAGAACUCUUUGGCAUUCCUGCUGUAAAGUGUAGUUAGGUCGUAUUUCAUUUGAACAAAGUUUAACUAUUGCCUUUUUUGAACAAAACUACGUUGUAAUCGAUCUUCAAUUAAGCCAAAACAAUUUAUAGGAACAUUUUUUUUGGAGUAAAGUCAAGAGGGCCGAAAGCUACGACUGGAAAGAAUAUUUAUUUAAUAAAAUC